Molecule: messenger RNA, 596 nt
Organism: Ixodes scapularis (black-legged tick)
Lineage: Eukaryota; Metazoa; Arthropoda; Arachnida; Ixodida; Ixodidae
Gene: Lamtor2
Product: ragulator complex protein LAMTOR2
Exons: 3
Coding region: 110-496 (128 amino acids)
Biological process (GO): positive regulation of TOR signaling; cellular response to amino acid stimulus
Cellular component (GO): Ragulator complex
Molecular function (GO): guanyl-nucleotide exchange factor activity; molecular adaptor activity
Source: RefSeq, a predicted model, not a curated record
CACGGCUGAGUCAGUAUGUGAGAUUUUCACGUGAUUAUUUGUUGUGGUCGUAAGCGGGCGAAGCGCGUCCGCUCAUUUCUGCGUCCGUACACCUUUUGGUCUCAGCAUCAUGUCUAAAAUGCUAAAGCCCAAAGCUCUCACACAAGUGCUCUCCCAGGCAAAUACGAGCGGCGUGCUGUGUACACUAUUACUGAACCGAGAGGGCACCCUGCUGGCGUACUCGGGCUACGCCGACAAGGACGCCAAGAUGACGGCUGCCAUCGCCAGCAGCAUCUGGCUGGCCAACGAGAAGAACGCUCACGCUGCCAUCAGCGAGGGCCAGUUGCGACUGGUCGUCGUCGAAUGCGAGGACGGUCAGGUAGCCAUCACCCAAGUUGCCAACCUCCUGCUCUGUCUCCACGCCAAGACUUCGGUGGGCCAAGGCUUGCUACGUGCCAAAGCGAGGGCGCUGGUGGAGUACCUCGAAGGGCCCCUUCUGCAGGUUGCCGUUUCCUAGGUGAAGACAAAGUACCGUCUACCCGUGUAUAUAUACCUCCUCGCAUCCCCUACUUCUGCAAGGCCGUUCCUCAAUAAAGAGAAGCAUUAGGAUGUUUUUA